UCCCCGCCCGCCGCCCGCCCUCUCUAUGGUGCCCGCCCCGCACCGCCGGCAGCCUGCGGCAGCACCAGCCCCCGCGCCUCCACGCCAUGCCGGGUGGCGGGUCCCGGCCGCCCGAGCCGCCGCGGAGCUGAGAACUGCUAGAUAUAUGCUGAAUCUUUCAUGCAUAAAGGACUACCUCUUUAUGACCUGGUCAUUAUCUUUGACAAACUGAUGAAACCAUAGGAAAAUGAAUUUCUCUUCGUUGAAUUCUGACAGAGCUGAAGUUCAUUCUCACAGGAUUUAGAUUCACUUUGAUACCUGGCUAUUGCCUGGGUAAACUCAGAAGGAAUUGCAAAUAGCAGCAUUGAAAAUCAAGAAGGUCUAAAAAUAUCUGGGGGGAGAUUAAGUGGUUCAAGAAGUAACGCUCUAAUGGAUGACAGAGACUUUCCACCAAAUGAUCUGCAAAUAGACUCAAAGGACAGUCUUCCUGCUAACUAUAGGGUGGAAAGUUUGGCAUCUCAUUUGAUUCCUUCAGCUGAUGAAAAUGAAAAUCAACUUGACAGUGAUGGGAAUGAAGUUCUGACCAGUAGCAGCAUUGCUAUGGGACGACAGGAUAAAGGUGAACAGGAUAACAUCAAUAAUAAUGAGAAUAUGGACAGUGGAGACUGGAUCCCAAGCUGCAAGGAAAGUGAGACUGAGAGAAGAUCUGUAAAUGUCCAUAUGGACCCUCAGCUGGAGGAAAAGCCUGUCACAGAAAAACAGCCAGGUGGAAAAAGAAGUCCAAGAAGCAAAAGGAGCUCCAGUAAAAAAUCUAAAGGCAUUUCUACAGUGGGAGCCACAACAAUCCAGGAGGAAAAUGCUCUGAAUACAGAUACAGAUUUUGUGCAGGCUGAAAGUGCUGUUGCAGCAAAGGAAAACUUUCAUCCAAAAGACCAAAAGCAAACAUUGCAGUCUCUUUUCUCUUUGCUCCGUGAAGAGGUUGAGCAGAUGGAUUCAAAGAUACUGCCCCUGUGUCUCCAUCAGAUAGCUGAGACCUAUUUUCAAGAGGAAGAAUAUGAGAAGGCCAUGAAGUUCAUUCAGCUUGAACGACUUUAUCAUGAGCAGCUGCUUGCAAAUCUUUCUUCCAUACAGGAGCAGUGGGAAAGAAAAUGGAAGACAGCAGUUCCCAGUCCAGUUACAACACUGAGGAAUUCAGAUAAAGAGCUGAGUGGCCAAGAACUGGAGAAGCUUACUAGAGUUUGCACUUCACAUCAACAGCCACAGGCAUCCAAAAGUAAGCUAGUAGCUGCAGAAAAUACAUGGGAAAGCAGUUGUUUACCUCAGAUAAUGGAAUCCAAAACUUUAAAGGAAAGAGAAGCUACUGCUUUUAAAUCAGGUACUGAAACUUGUCCUGGCAUUGCACCAAAGAAAGAAGAUAAACAGCUGAGCUCUGUUUACCCAGGUGAAAACCAAACUGAGGGACAGACAGAGGCAGCAAGUGUCCGGGUAGCUGCAGGAAAGGACCACAUGGAGGAGCAGCUCUGCAGGGCUGAAUCCACGCUGGAGCCACACGCCCAGUCCUCAGGGACAGGGGGCAGGCCUUCCUCGGGCUGGUUGUCAUCUGGGGAUGCUGGUAGAGAGAACAGCCUGCAGCUGAGGGAAAGACAGCUCGCCAAGGAUGCAGUGGAAAUAGAAGGGGCUGGGGAGCCUGGAGUGAAACUCCCUCUUGAGCCAAUGGUAGAUGCUUUGGCUUUAACAGAUGAUGGUUAUAUGCCUGCUGAUUUGGUUCCUUCUGAUAAAGAUGUGCCAGCUGAUAGAAGUCUGCUCAGAUCAAAACAUGCUGCUGGGUCUUCAGAAAUUCCUAGUGGCCAGCUUGGAAAUAGUGAUUUAAAGCAGCAACAGAUACAGCCUGAUGAUGAUGAUGAUGAUGAUGAAGAUGAACAGUCUUCAUGGGACAGAACUGCCUCAGGUGAAUGCUCUGGGUGUAAUGAAGGGUCUGAGCAUGAGAGUGCUGCCCAUUCACGGGUGUGCAAGGAAAUAGGACAGAAGGAGAAGGUCCAUCAUGAACAAGAAGAUUUAUUUCUGAGAUUUUUGAAUGGAAACAUAAUAGACACUGAAGAAUCUGCAGACUUUGCAAACCAAGAGGACUUUGACGCUGUUCCAGAUAUUUCACCUGAACGAGCAUCUUAUCACUCCCUGGAAGCUCUGUCUCUAGAUGACAGCUUUUCUUCUCUUGAUGAACUUACAAGAAGGAUAGAGAUUACUGAGAUUACCCCAGUGGAAGGAUUGGUGUCUAUACUAAAGAAGAGAGAUGACAGAGAUGGAAAAACAAUUGCUCAAGUCCAGCAAAGGCAAACAAAGAGAAGAGUGAGAUUCCAAGAAAUGGAAGACACAUUGGAUCAAGAUGAAGUGUCUGGUGGCUCCUGUAUUUUGCUGGUCCUGCUGUGCAUAGCAACUGUUUUCCUUAGCAUUGGAGGAACUGCGCUGUACUGCACCUUUGGUGACAUGGAAUCCCCUGUGUGUACUGAGUUUGCAGCCAACAUGGAUUUCUAUUAUACACAGAUACUGCAGCGUGUGGAAGAGCUAAAACACUGGAUAGCCUUCUCAUAGCUGAAGGGAGUGGACACAGCACGCUCAGAGCUCACCUGUGGUUACUGGAGAGAGUAGAACAAAAUUGUGAUUUCAAGUUCUUUAACACUUGCCACCUGCAGGUGAUGUGUAUUUGAUGAUAUACUUUCACAUUUACUUAGAAAUCAAGAAAAUUUUAGUUUAGCAAUCAGGUGGCACAAUGUUCACAUCUGUUCACAACUGUAGCAGCGUGGUAUGGGAGCAUAAAAAGUCAUUUUCUUCAUCCUUUUGAAAGUAGGCAAGUAGCUUUUCAUCCACUUGAGCAAGUGAAGAAGAAGGAAGAAAAUUAACUGUCUUCUGUAUUCUCUCCCAUUGCCACACAUUGUGUAAGCAAUCUCUGGAAGCUUAGUAAAAGGACAGCUUUAAUUUACAGCUGUUUGUGCAAAGGUGUUGCCUCCAGCUAUCAUGCAAUAAGUCUCUGUUUUAUGGAAACAUUAUUUUUUUUCUAAGUCUUAAUGUUUUUAUCCAUUUUAUUUCUCCUGGUGAGCCAUGUAAUUAUUUGGGUGGAGUGAGAAGAGUGCAGUGGCAUUCACAGAGCCCUCAUUUGGUAAUUACCAGGCUGACCCUGUAUCUUAGAGCUUGCAGUGAAAAUCAUGAAUGGGAUAAAUCUGCUGGCAGAUUUCACUAAAUUUCUUGGACCUUUACUCUCAGUAUCAUGUGGGUUGUUUUAGAAAUGGAAGGUUAAAAAAGAAAUCACUGGUCUCACUAAACACAGAAACAAAAGAUGUUUACUAAAUUAUUCAUAUUAAAUAAUCAAGUGGCUUUGGCUCAUUUUAAAGCACCUGGGAGCAGGUGUGGGGCUUAACUGGGUUUUUCUCCAGCUACAUCACUGACUUGGAGUAAUCACUUUGUGCCUCAGUUUCUCCUCCAUAAAUGGGGAAUAAUGAUCCUUGCCUUUGUCUAUGAAUAUUUAUUGGAAUUAGGGCUCAUGUCUGAUUCAUCCCAAAUGAGUGCACAGGCUCACAGAACUGUGUGGCUGCAGCCUCUGGGUUAUGUAAAGGGGGACUGAUCCAGCAGAAAGGUUCAGAGGCUCACUGCAGAUCCACAGCCUGUCAGCGUUCCAGGGCACUUGUUCCAGCCGAUAAAGCACACUUGCAUUUAUUUGCCCUGCAGUUCUGAGACCUGGAUUGUAAAAUCUGUUCUUUCUCAGCUUUACAAACAAAUUUAGAUGAGUGCAAAGAGUAAUUUGAACUGGGUGUUUCUAUCCCUUGGUGCUCAGCCCUCCCUGUGCGGUGUGAGAGAAGCACUGGCAGCGCAGUGAAGGUGAGAGUUGGAUACAGAGGCCUCUGGGCAGGCUCUGCUCGAGGGCUGGCAGCUGUUCUUGCCCAGAGCCCACUGUGCAGCCCUGCUGACAGGGUGAGUGUGAAAGGAUUCCUUUACACCUCAGGAAACUGCAUUUUUGAGGGGCCCACUUCACUCCACUCUGUGAUUUCCUGCUUACUAACCUUGUAUGAUGCAGCGUGUUCAGGUUUAGGACAUUAUUUUGUAAAAUGCUAUGAAGUGAAAUCUUUGAGAUGCUGCUCAGAAUUAUAACAUUAAAGAUCAUGCUUUCUGACAUUUGCAAGCAAAUUGUCCCUCUAGUGAGCUUGGUUGUUCCUAAUGCACUGUUACACUUAACGGGUUUUUAAAGUAAAAGUUAAAAUCAUGGUUUUUUCUAGAAUAAACUGCAUGUAUGAUUUCUCUUUUGGUU
This is a messenger RNA of Zonotrichia leucophrys gambelii, 4276 nucleotides long. RefSeq names its product consortin, connexin sorting protein (gene CNST). The record is from RefSeq and is a predicted model, not a curated record. NCBI's taxonomy places the organism in Eukaryota, Metazoa, Chordata, Aves, Passeriformes, Passerellidae. The coding region runs from base 409 to 2568 and encodes 719 amino acids. Gene Ontology annotation, molecular function: connexin binding. Gene Ontology annotation, biological process: positive regulation of Golgi to plasma membrane protein transport. The transcript is spliced from 14 exons. Gene Ontology annotation, cellular component: plasma membrane; trans-Golgi network; transport vesicle.